Paecilomyces variotii is the source of this 2313-nucleotide messenger RNA. Its product is annotated as RXT2-like protein. Bases 374 to 1837 code for a protein of 487 amino acids. The transcript has 4 exons. Lineage: Eukaryota; Fungi; Ascomycota; Eurotiomycetes; Eurotiales; Thermoascaceae. Gene Ontology annotation, biological process: negative regulation of silent mating-type cassette heterochromatin formation; negative regulation of rDNA heterochromatin formation. The record is from RefSeq and is a predicted model, not a curated record. Gene Ontology annotation, cellular component: Rpd3L complex; cytosol.
CGGCAGUAAUUGAUUUCUUGAUCACGUGUCUGAGCCUUUGAUUGCAGGCAGUCGCCCAAAACAGCUUAGCGGCGCCGAUCGCUGCCCGCAGCCGGAGCAGCAACGCGAUAUCCGUCAGGCGGAGAAGAGUGAUUGAUUCUAUUCAAGAUCAAGCUCUCGAUUCAUGGAGCAAAACUUCCCCUUCUUCAAUGAGACACCCUGAUCCAUGACCGCGGAUAGCCUGCGACAUUGAAUCGCAUUUUUCUUUUUUCCUUUUUUCAAGUGGGGAGUUCUUGCGCUUGAAUCUGCUUUCUUCGAGUGCUUCAAACCACUCGCCCGUUUAUUCCUUGUUGCAGUUCUGCUAGUCGGACACCUCGUACACCUUCCUUUCACAAUGGCGACGCAAGCAGCCCUGAUCGCAGAUACGAUCAUGGGCAUGAAGAAGGCUCUGCGCCGGGAGAAUGAGAUUUCAGGACCUGACUCCCCCAUCACACAGCCGACAAAUCGAGGAAAUAAGCUCAAGGCCAAUGCGCAAUAUGUUCAUGAAGGGGUUUUGGGAUACACGAAUCCACAGGCUAUGUACAAGGAGGAAAUCGAGCACGCUGGCUACAGACGGUAUAUAUUGCAACGCAAUCCGCCCCGAUAUGAUUCGGAAGGGGACGAGCUCGAUGAGGACGACGUAGACUCAGAAGCCGAUGCUGCUGCAGCGGAGGAAAAUCCAUUCGCUGAAAUUGCGCUUGAACAACUUCUGUGCCCUAUCAAGCAUCCGUCCGAAUUGCCCACUCACCCGUCGAUGUCUCAGCCCUAUACAUCCAAGGCCCUCAAGACAAUGGCUACAGCUGUUGAAAGAAAAUUAUGGCAGGAGCGGAACCUACUAUGGCGGGCUAGGAAUUUGCAUCGACUGUUUUUAGGCGAUAGCGCUUGGAUGUCGUGUGGACAGGUCGAGACACCGGAAGACAAGUUUCUUUUCGAACCCAGGAUUGUCAAUGGUGGUGGGCAGAGCUCGUCUACUACCGGGCAAGAACAAAGUCGUGUAGCAACCCCACUCCAGACGGGCGUGCCUAAAGAUCGUGGGGAAGCUGGCUCCCAUGGCGACGGAUCGCACGACGGGAGCGGGCAGGAUUCGCGGCCCGCUGAACGGGAUGUUAACAUGACGGACGCUCCCACUGAGCUUGGUAACGAUGUCGAUGAGAAGGAUACAAAGAAACCAAAGUCUGAGGAUACCGACGCAAUGGUUACGGAGGCCCCCUCGCAUGGCGAAGACGCUCGUGAGGGGCCGUUCAAUGAACAGGACACUGAGGAUCAAAAUGGCCACGAGUCGAAAGAUGGGCAGGAUGAACACGAUGAGGCUCACGAAGGCUCCUCUCCCGAGCCGCCACGACGCAUGACAACUCGUGCCCAGACAAACGCUGCUAACCCACAGCAAGGGAAUGCUUCCUCAAGCGAUCCUCCCUCUCCCUCUGACGACGGAUCUAGCGCCCUCCCCGGCAUUCAUCCGCUUUUCCUCGUCCCUGAAUCUAUCCGUCAAGACGCCAACUUUGGCCUCCCACCAAACGAGGCUGAAGACACACGGCGACUUCUUUGGUCCUAUAUUCAGAAGCAAGAGGAGACGGUGCGCGGCUUUGAACACAUGCUAGAGUCCUUAUUGAAGGCAUGCCGGAUGAAAGACGAAGUGUUCGAGUGGUGCAAGGCCGAAGGACAUCUCGGAGAGAUGAGCGACGGCGAAGAUUGGUAUGACCGGGAGAAAUGGGGUCUUGCGGAGGGAGAAGAUCUGAAAAAAGGCGCGGACGAAGAUGAAGUGGAAGCAGUCGACGAGCACAGAACAACAGGCAAAAGAGGCCGAGGACGAAGACAAUGAGCCAUGUCUUUGCUUUGCUCGUCACUUGAUCUUUCAGCACAUAUCUGCUCUUUUUUUCGAUUUCCUUCUUCUUCUUCUUCUUCACCGAUGUGAUACUCUUUCGAUAUCUGGGAUCAUAUGGCGUUUAUUAUCUAUGGACAACAUCCUGCAUGUGGGUUCUUUCCGUGGAACCAAACACUCUUGCCAAAGAGUAAGGGAAGACGAUAUCCAUAAGAAGGUACCUCAACUGUUAAUGGAUCAUUUAGUUGGGGAAGAGCGGUAUCUAUGUGAAUAUGGAGUUGGUGGCGUACUGUUUGAUUUGUUAUCCUUGCUUUGCUUAUCUUUUGGUGCUGCACAUAGGACUAGAUUCGCUAUGCGGGGUAUGUAGUCGGGUUCAGUCUAGCCGAAGUCAUUUAUUUAUACCUUGAUAGCCAGCAUAGAAGGAGAGGAUAGUUCAGUUCAGUUUCAAAUGAGAAAUAAGCUGUGAAACAGAGGCA